CUUUAACAGAUCAUAUACUAUAUUGGCUGGCCUUGUAUCGAAAUAUUGAUUGAUUAGUUGGUUGGUUGAUCGGGAUAUGCCUCCCGUGAUAAAACAGCAACAUUCCUGACAUACCUCAAGCUAAUCCUAUUUUAACGAUUUUUUAAUGACUCAAUCAACCAGAAUCUCCAACCACCGUCGGUGUACGACGCCGUUCUUCAAUAACAGUAGAAUCGUAUCUUCCUUCAUCCGUUCACGUUGGUGCACCAUCUGUUUUUAAAUGAUACCGGAAGAGGGAGCACAGUGAUCAUCUUCAAAGUCUCGGCUCACACACACACCUGCACAACUCCUCCUCGUUUUGAAUAUGUAACCCGUCCAAUGAGAGCGAGGCAACACAUCCUGGGUUAUUCUUCAGCUACGGUCAGCAGCAUCCCCGGUGCUGCCUUCUGUCGCCUCCACACGGAUACUCCGUUCGGCUCUGUCGGGUCUCUGUCGCGGACGGCAACUAUGGCUGAUGCGGGAGAAGCCGGCGAAGAUGAAAUCCAGUUCCUACGAACCGACGACGAGGUUGUCCUGCAGUGUUCUGCCACAGUCCACAAGGAGCAGCAGAAGCUGUGUCUGGCAGCGGAGGGCUUCGGAAACAGACUCUGCUUCCUCGAGUCAACAUCCAACUCUAAGAAUGUCCCUCCAGACCUGUCCAUCUGUACGUUUGUCCUGGAGCAGUCCCUCUCAGUCCGGGCCCUGCAGGAGAUGCUGGCCAACACAGAGGAGAAGGCAGAAGGGAAAUUCAUGAUGAAGACGGCCCAGGGAGGGGGCCACCGCACCUUACUGUACGGACACGCUGUUCUGCUACGACACUCCUACAGCGGCAUGUACCUCUGUUGCCUCGGUACCUCCCGAUCCUCAACCGACAAACUGGCGUUUGAUGUUGGACUGCAGGAAGACACAACAGGAGAAGCUUGUUGGUGGACCAUCCACCCUGCCUCCAAGCAGAGGUCAGAGGGAGAGAAGGUCCGAGUCGGGGAUGACCUCAUCCUAGUUAGCGUGUCAUCAGAACGAUACCUGCACCUGUCGUACGGUAACGACAGCCUGCACGUGGACGCAGCCUUCCAGCAGACCCUCUGGAGCGUGGCGACCGUCUGCUCUGGCAGCGAGGUGGCCCAAGGGUUCAUGAUCGGCGGGGACGUGCUGAGGCUGCUCCAUGGUCACAUGGAUGAAUGUCUGACAGUGCCGUCGGGAGAACAUGGGGAGGAGCAACGCAGGACGGUGCACUACGAGGGGGGAGCUGUGUCCAUCCACGCCCGCUCCCUCUGGAGACUGGAGACCCUGCGAGUGGCGUAA
Molecule: messenger RNA, 1320 nt
Organism: Oncorhynchus kisutch (coho salmon)
Lineage: Eukaryota; Metazoa; Chordata; Actinopteri; Salmoniformes; Salmonidae
Product: ryanodine receptor 2
Exons: 10
Coding region: 358-1320 (320 amino acids)
Biological process (GO): release of sequestered calcium ion into cytosol by sarcoplasmic reticulum; striated muscle contraction
Cellular component (GO): sarcoplasmic reticulum membrane; sarcolemma; calcium channel complex
Molecular function (GO): ryanodine-sensitive calcium-release channel activity
Source: RefSeq, a predicted model, not a curated record